AGAAAUUUUUUUAAAUGAAAAACACAAUUUUCAAGCAUUUGUGAAAAAAAUAUCUUUAUUUGGAGCAAGAGAUAUUCCUGCUGCCGUUUAUAGCAUCUUGAGACAUCUGAUCACAGAAGAGGUGACAAAAAAUUACAGUUUUUAUGGAAAACGAAGCUUGAAGAGACCAUUUCAUAUUUUGAAAUUAAGAGCCUCUGUAGUUGAAGCUGUGCAGAUCUGCAUUGGAAGUGCAACACAAGUAGAAAUAUCCAAUUAUAUCAAAACGUGACUCGAACAUGCACCAGAUCGUCUCAGGAAAUCGACAAAAAUGAGUACUAGCAGUAAAUGAAUUAUUAGUUUUAUUGAGUUUCCACUUCAUCCAAGAUAUCUGGUAAAAUCCGUUAUAAAAUAAAAAAGUGUUUAUCGAAAAGGCAGGAUUAUAGGCGUGUGUCAGAAAAAGUUAAGGGUAUAUUAGACAAUAUUACACCUGAAUAUGAACAGCAUUUACAGCCAAGUAGGGUAAAGUGGGGUAGGUUGAGACAGAGGGCAGGUUGAAACAUUUUAAAUUCCCGCUUUUAGAGUCAUCCAAUUAGUGGCGCUACUACCCAAUUCUAACAUACCAUUAUAAGGCAUUCCAGACCACGUGAUCCAAUGUGGCGGAUGCAGGCAAACAUUGAUCUGUGGUCCAUUUGUUUUCGUCGCGCCGUCGUGUUUAGAUCGAAUUUCUGAAGAAUUUCUUCGUGUUUUGAGAGACAAGUGUGAUUUGAGAUGGAGAGUGAAUACCUUAAAUUAUUAUCAAGGGAAAAUCCAGUUGUUGCUGAAAGAUAUCGUUCGAAACUGGCGAUCAUAAAUGAUUUAGAUCCUUUUUCAUUGGAAGACCAGGACUUGGAUCACUCGUCGGAUAAUCUUCAAUCUGUAGGAUUUUUGGAUAUUGCUGCAUAUCUGACAUUAAGCCAUAGUUUUUAUACCAACCAACAGAUGAAGGCUUAUAAAAGUUUGCAGGCCUAUAAAUACUUCGAGGCGGGCUUUGUAUUGAAGGCAGGAACGAAGUAUAUUAACAAUUUGUGUAUUCUUGUUGGAAAGGUGAAGCAUUCGCAAAGAGCUAAUGAAAAAUGUUUAGAUGUAUGGAUAAUCCUUCAAAAAGAUGGAUCUGUGCUAACAGCCCAUUGCACAUGCAUGGCUGGCAGUGCUGAAGUAUGUAGCCAUGUCGGAGCAUUAUUGUUUGCAGCUGAGUUUGCAUUCAGAUCUAAAGAAGAAGGUGUUUCAAGUACAGAUACCUUGUGCACAUGGAAUAUGCCCUCAGCUUCUACAACUGUGCCUGUUCUACGUGUCAGGGAAAUAAACUGGGGAAGGACAUCUGUGAGUAAUUCAUAUCCUGGCAUGAAGAAUAUUGCACCAUUAACAAAAGAAGAGAAGUGCAAUAUUUUAAAGGAAAUUUCUGACUUAGGUCUCAGUUCUGCAAUGAUGAGAGUGGUAGAACCAUUCGCAACAAAAAUUUCUGAGCAGACAAAAGAGUCCUCUAUUGCCUUCGUAUUCGAUGUUUUUGAUGAGGCAAAUAUAAAUAAGAGCCACAUAGCUUAUGAAGAUGUCAAAAACAAUCGUUUUUAAUUUAUCUGAAGAAGACAUCGAUAAGAUUGAAGAAAUUACCAGAAAACAAUCCCAAUGUGAAAGCUGGUACAGACAUAGAGCUGGUCGAAUAACAGCAUCCAAAUUUAGGGCUAUUUGUAAGACAAACAAAGAAAAGCCUUCUUUGACUUUAAUCAAAAGUUUAUGUUACCCAACCCGAAUUUCUUUUAGCACAAAUGCAACUAUGUGGGGCAUUACCCAUGAAAAUGUGGCAGUACGGCAAUACCACUCUGAAAUGAGCGAGAUUCAUAGUGCUUUUUCCAUAAGUGAGGUGGGACUCAUGAUUUCCAAGGAAUAUCAACAGUUGGCUGCAUCACCUGACCGUUUGGUAUUUUGCAACUGUUGUGAAGGGGGCUGCCUGGAAAUUAAGUGUCCCUAUUUACUGCACACUAAGGAGAUUACUUCUUUGGAGGAUUAUUUAAAAUGAAAAAACUGCUGUUUGACCAAACAGCAGGGUGAAAUAAUAUUAAAAAAAGAUCACCAAUAUUAUUUCCAGGUGCAAAUGCAGAUAUUCGUUUCCACAUUAUCGUACUCCAAUUUGUUGUGUGGUCACCAAAUUUGUUUUUUAAACAGAGGAUACUACCUGAUAAUGAAUUGUGGAAUGGAAAUUUUAGAACAGCAAUCAAAUUUCAUUCUGAAAUUAUUCUCCCCGAGCUGUUGGGUAGAUAUUUCACCAGAAGGGAAGGCACUGCUACAGUGGAGUAUUGGUGCACUUGUAAAGGGGUUGAUGAUGGAAGACCUAUGAUAAAGUGCGAUAGGGACACCUGUGAAACCGAAUGGUUUCAUUUUGAUUGCGUUGGCUUGAGUGAUACUCCAAAGGAUCCAUGGAGAUGCGUACAGUGUGAAAACCGUUGAUAUGUUGUCCUAUAAUUUAUUGUAUUGUUUUUGC
This is a messenger RNA of Coccinella septempunctata (seven-spotted ladybird), 2494 nucleotides long. RefSeq lists its product as uncharacterized. Lineage: Eukaryota; Metazoa; Arthropoda; Insecta; Coleoptera; Coccinellidae. The transcript has 5 exons. The coding region runs from base 748 to 1587 and encodes 279 amino acids. Gene Ontology annotation, molecular function: zinc ion binding. The record is from RefSeq and is a predicted model, not a curated record.